Messenger RNA from Dracunculus medinensis (Guinea worm), 843 nucleotides. The record is from the annotation of a GenBank genome assembly. Lineage: Eukaryota; Metazoa; Nematoda; Chromadorea; Rhabditida; Dracunculidae.
AUGCUGAGCGAACUUCUUCGCCCAGAUUCGGAUAAGAAUAAUAAUGGAACUGAAUGGAAUAUUUUUAAAAAACUAAAUCCUGAUAUUAGUACUCAAAAUCGUCAAUCACCAACAAAUUUUCGUGAAUUUCCCAUCGAUGCAGAGAAUCCAAGGCCGACCAAUAUUCUACGUGAUCUACUUAGCGCAAAGAAAUCUACGCCUGAGGCUAAUAAAAUUAUUUUAAAGAAAUUUCUCUCCACUGCUGGCGAAACACAUAAUAAGAUUCCAGUAUUCAGUGUUUCACAACAUCGAGCAACAAAUGAAUUUAUCAAGUCAAAGCAAAUUAAUAAUAUACAUGGAAGACACUAUCAUUCAACUAGCAGUCAACGUGUUCGAAAGCGAAAACGUGUUUUGUUCGAACGUCACUCUUCGUCAAAUUCAGAACUAUUUUGCCAAAAAUCAGCUGAUGAACGUAUAAGAUCGAAAGAAAUCCUGCUUAUUAUUUCAGAAGUGACCUCAGAAGAAAGCCAUAAAAUUUUCGAAAGUUUGGCAAUGCCAAAGUUAUCAAAACAUAACGAUAUUGCAUACUACCCCACCAUACAUUGCGUUUUAUGUAAUGAAUGGGUUUGCUCAAGAAAUAGGUUGACUCAUGUCGAAUCACAUUUGCAAUAUCGGCCUUAUCGCUGCAGCAUCUGUGGUUAUGAUAAUCGGAAAGAAAUCUUCAUUUCAUUACACAUCGCCAAAAUACAUAAAGGCAAGGGCGAAGUAUUAUUUGAACCUGACAGUGAACUUGAACUUCAGUAUGUUUAUUUAUUUAAAGUAAUGCAACCAACAAUUUUUUGUUUAACUAUUUUUAAUCUAUAA